CAUUUGCACACAGAGGGUUUUAUUGUUUGUGUUGUGUGGUAGCCAAACAAGCGUGUUACUUGUUGAAUAUUCGAUACUUUUGCUCGACAAAUGUGUGAUAAAUACACACGAUUUUACUCAAUGCUCAAAUUUGUUAGUCUAAUUAUUGUGGUGAAAAAGAUGCUGUUCAUUUGAAUGUUGUUUAGUUACAAGUAAAUCAGUCGAAAUGGAGGUGAACACCGAAACAGAUGCAACGCUUAAAGAGCGGGUCAAUGAUAUUCUCGACAGUUUGAAUGCGUUACCCGAUGGUGACGAUAUUGACGUGAACAAAUGUGAUAUUUUAUUUACAAUCAUAUCAAUUGCCAGCCGCGUUAUGAGCAUCAUUUCCACUUUGCUGUUGGCAUUACAUUAUUUCCAUGGUGACAAAGUUCAUCACUUCACAUGGACCAUGUGCUGUUUCAUCAUUCCAAUGUUUGUCACGAUGUUUCUUCAAUUGUCGAUCUAUUCUGAGGAUCGAAGAGAAGGAGCAAUUCGGAAAUUGAAUAUUUUCGAAAUCUUUUGGUCGGUCAUCAUUUUUCCAAUCGUAUUUCGGUACUGGAAAACACUGAUUUACACGCUGAAAUGUAAGCGAGCCGAAUUUCGAAAUGAUCGAGAAGAGCAGAAGAAGUGGUAUGCCCGGCUAGUCAAUGAAGACAGUGAUGUGGCUCUUGUGAGAAUAUUCGAAUGUUUCUUAGAGGCAGCUCCGCAGAAAAUACUCCAAAUUUCGAUUAUUUUGUCUGGAGAAGAGAAAAUCAGCACUCCACAAAUGUUGAGCUUGUGCAGUUCAAUGUUUAGCAUGGCUUGGUGUAUCGCUUCAUAUCAUCGCUGUAUUCGACUAUCUCAAUUGGAUAAAAUUAACAUUUCAUGGAUUGGAAGCAUUGUGCAGUCGAGUUGGCAUUUAACCAUUACUGUAUCUCGAAUUUUAUCCAUAGCGAUAGUAGCGAGUUUGUUUCCAAAGCUGACAUUGCUGUGUUUCUCAAUUCAUGCAAUCCUAAUGGGACUAUGGGUAUUCAUUUUCGAUCGGUCACCAUUCUGUUCGAAUUCAUUGAUUCACAGUUUGUUUUUCUCGCUCAUUUUGGGCUUUGUGUUCAUUUUCAAUUAUAUUCUGCCAAAAGCACGACCGACUCGCUAUCGUUACGCCACAUUCUAUUCGAUUUGCUUUCUGGAAAAUAUCAUUUGUGUGGUUCUCUAUGUGACAUUCUCGAAAGAAGAAGACAAACAAGAAGACUAUUUCCUUAUCCUGUGCAUUAUGUCAAUCGUUCCAUUCAUUGUGGGUGUAUUUUUCAUGGUACUCUACUAUUUAUGGUUUCACCCAAAUCUGGUGAGCCGUCGCAUAUACCACGAUGAAGAAAGAGAAAAAGAAAUGCAGAUAUUUUCAUCGUCAGCUGAUCCAGCCGCACCAGUAUCGACAGCAUAGUUUCACGUGCAUUGGAGCCGGAGCAUCCAACAGAAGACACAUGUCUUGUAUUGACAUCAUCAUCAUUCAUAUUCUGUAUUAUUCGACAGUAUUUUUGAUAGGAAAACUAAUUGUAACGAACGAACAAACUUCUUGAAAUGAAAUAAAGACCAUAGUACAAA
Molecule: messenger RNA, 1596 nt
Organism: Sitodiplosis mosellana (orange wheat blossom midge)
Lineage: Eukaryota; Metazoa; Arthropoda; Insecta; Diptera; Cecidomyiidae
Product: XK-related protein 6-like
Exons: 6
Coding region: 206-1435 (409 amino acids)
Biological process (GO): apoptotic process involved in development; engulfment of apoptotic cell; phosphatidylserine exposure on apoptotic cell surface
Cellular component (GO): plasma membrane
Source: RefSeq, a predicted model, not a curated record